CAUUGGGGCUCUGGGCAUGCGCAGAUCGGGCGGGAGGAGAGUCCCGCACGCGCAGAGGCCGCGUCACCCGCUGCUGGUGCCUGGGGCCGGGACCGGGUGGAGCAGGAGAGUUUGUGCCAGCUACAGAAUAACGUCCACGUUUUGCUCCAGAUCAUCCCAUCCUCCCAGGGGGAAGGCAAUGGUUGCAAUGGAACUGGCUCAGGAUCCAGUGACUUUUGAGGAGGUGUCUGUGUAUUUCACUAGGGAGGAAUGGGCUCUUCUGGACCCUGUUCAGAGAGCCCUCUACAGGGAAGUCAUGCAGGAGAACUAUGAGACGGUGACCUCGCUGGGGGCUGUGAACAGUGUGUCUGAGAUAGAGGUGGGACUUUGGGUGAUACUUGCAUGA
This is a messenger RNA of Gopherus flavomarginatus (Mexican gopher tortoise), 385 nucleotides long. Its product is annotated as zinc finger protein 772-like. The record is from RefSeq and is a predicted model, not a curated record. The transcript has 4 exons. Gene Ontology annotation, biological process: regulation of DNA-templated transcription. Lineage: Eukaryota; Metazoa; Chordata; Testudines; Testudinidae. Bases 17 to 385 code for a protein of 122 amino acids.